Messenger RNA from Nicrophorus vespilloides, 2178 nucleotides. It is a transcript of the gene Cad96Ca, whose product is annotated as tyrosine kinase receptor Cad96Ca. The record is from RefSeq and is a predicted model, not a curated record. Gene Ontology annotation, molecular function: ATP binding; calcium ion binding; transmembrane receptor protein tyrosine kinase activity. Gene Ontology annotation, cellular component: membrane; signaling receptor complex. Gene Ontology annotation, biological process: positive regulation of kinase activity; protein phosphorylation; multicellular organism development. Lineage: Eukaryota; Metazoa; Arthropoda; Insecta; Coleoptera; Silphidae.
UGAGAUGUCAACUGAACAGUCCGCCCUCGAUGUCAUUCAACCGUCUUUGGACGAUCGAGGAAACCGAAAGUGUCGGAUCGGUGAUCAUUCGAAUCCGCGCCGAGGAUAACGAAGGAGACCAAUUGACCUACGACAUCGAACCCAAAUAUCAGGGAGAACAUAUACCCUUCACGAUCGACGCCAAAAGCGGUGUUGUAUAUUUAAACGAGUCUUUGAAGGGAAAGGCCGGAAAAGAUAUCAAUUUGUACGUGAAAGUAUCCGACGGUCAUCUUGGAGCCAAAUCUGAAGUAUUUGCGAGGAUUGUGAAAGAUUCUUCGCAACCUACAAACCGUAGCAAGAUUCAUCCACCAGGUUUCCUGCCCUAUCCACCUGGUUUUAAUCCACCCACUUCUCAGAUACCGACGUUCCCACCUCGACCAUCUCCAGGUCAGGUGCCUCAUUUCCAGGAGAAGACUUAUCCGGAGCCGGUGGUGUCGAAGAACAGCACUCAUUUAGUGCCUGUCGGAUUGCAGACGAGUACUCCACGAGUCGAAACCACCAGUUUUCCUCAAGUUAUACCUUUGAAUGAGACCGAUUCGGAUAACGAGUUGAUACCUGUUGAUAGACCUCUGAAGUCUGUACCAGAUUUGGCUGUCACGCUUGUUCCAGUCGUCUCAGUUUGCAUCAUCUUCGUCAUUGUUGGAUCCGUGGCUCUGGUAUUCCGAAAGAAGCUCUGCGCAGCACGGGCCAAGAAAUGCAAAGAGGAUAUGAAAAAGGAUUCAGGAGGUAUAGUGAUCCAAGAGGACCUUGCGAUGCAGCAAUGGCGAGGUCCGAGAGCGUUUAGCAAUCGUUACGAACAAUGGGACAGGGAUCCUAAUGGGAACACAACUCAGGCUGGAAAUCAGACGAAUUCAGAGCCAACAGAGAGCGAUCGCUGGGAAUUCCCGAGACACCGUCUGAAGUUCUUCAAUAUUUUGGGCGAAGGCGCCUUCGGACAAGUUUGGAAAUGCGAGGCACUCGACAUUGACGAAAAAGAUGGUUUAUCUGUGGUUGCGGUGAAAACUCUAAAAGAGAAUGCUACAGAGAAGGAACGUUCCGAUUUGGUGUCAGAGCUGCAGGUCAUGAAGAUGCUCGAACCUCAUCCAAAUGUAGUAAGGUUAUUGGGAGCUUGCACCGACAAGGAUCCUAUUUUUGUGGUCAUGGAGUUCGUGAGCAAAGGUAAACUUCAGAGUUACCUGAGGAAUUCAAGAGCUGAGAGGUACUACAACAAUAUGCACGGUCAAAGUAAAUCAUUGACCAGCAGAGAUUUGACGUCCUUCGCUUAUCAAGUGGCCAAGGGCAUGGAGUUUCUUUCAACGAAAGGCAUUAUCCACAGGGAUUUGGCCGCUAGGAAUGUGCUCAUCAACGAUGAGCAUACUUGCAAAGUGGCGGAUUUCGGAUUCGCGCGAGACGUGAUAGACUCUCAUGUUUACGAGAGGAAGAGCGAAGGCCGGCUUCCUAUCAGAUGGAUGGCACCGGAAUCUCUGUAUGAUAACAUUUUCUCCACAAAAUCCGACGUCUGGAGCUUCGGCGUAUUGAUUUGGGAGAUAGUCACGCUGGGCAGCACUCCUUAUCCCGGUUUAUCAGCGGCCGAAGUCAUGCGAAAGGUUCGUGAUGGACAUCGUUUGGAUAAACCUGAGCACUGCCGGAGGGAGUUGUACAACAUCAUGUAUUACUGCUGGGAUAAAGAUCCGAAGCAGAGGCCCACUUUCGCCGAGUGCAUAGAGUUACUAGAAAAGCUGAUCAUGACCGAAACCGAUUACAUCGAGUUGGAGCGAUUUCCCGAUCAUUCCUACUACAAUAUGCUGAACCUCAGCGAUGAGAAAUUAUGAACUCUUUCCGGGAUGAUUCCUUCAUCAGCAAGAAGCAAAACUAAAUAAAGUUUUCGUUUCGAGGAUCGAAGAAGUAUCUGUGAAUUAGCAAAAAAAACUAUACGUAUUUUAAUGAUAUAUUCAUGAUUAAUGACUAGUUUCAAGUACCAUCAAUCAUCAAGAUUUUUUUUGAAGCAACAUCAUUUUUGUUAAGUCUGAAAUCUAUAAAAUCUCAUGUGAAUUCAAAGUGAUUUAUUAACAAAAAAAAUGUCCAAGAUAUUACUUAAAUACAUAAAAACGCAUCACUCCAAUGGAAAUUUUAAUUCGUAAAUUAAUUUUAUAUAUAGAC